AUGACAAAACCAGCUCCAAUAUUUAUCCAUUUCUCUUUACAUAUCACCUUUAUCCUCUUUCUCAACCAUGCAAACUCCCAACUUGAUUAUAACAUCAAUGGAACAGUUCCACUCUUCAUUUGCAACCUCAAGAACCUCACAACAUUUGGUGUUCAUAAUACCAGUUUUCACUCAACAGAGUUCCUAAGAGCUCUCUACAACUGUUCCAAGCUGAAAAUUCUUGACCUCUCACAGAACUACUUUUAUGGUGCAAUCCCCAAUGACAUUCACCGCAUGUCUCGACUUCGAGACCUCAACCUCGGAGUUAUCGAGUCUUUCUUGCCAGAAAUUGGAAACCUGUCCAAUCUAGAGGAACUGGGAUUGGCCUAUAAUUCUAAGAUAGUGCCACCAUUGCCUUCAGAGUUUGGAAAGUUGAAGAAGUUGAAGUUUUUAUGGAUGGUAGGAACAAAUUUGAUCAGGGAAAUCCCAAACACGAUUGGAGAAAUGGCAGUUUUGGAGCAUUUGGAUUUGUCAGAAAAUAGCUUGACAGGGAAGAUCCUAGGCAAGCUUCCUGAGAUAUUGGCAUGGAGUCUUACACGAUUGGAGAUGAAUAACAACAUGUUUUUGGGUAAAAUUCCAUGGAGAGUGUCUUCCUCCAAGAUUUUGUUGGUCCUCAUGGCUAGUAAUAACCUCUUUAAUGGCACGAUUCCUCGAGAUUUUUCUCGUUUGACAAUUCUUUUGGUUGAUCGAAACCAAGUUUCAGGCUCUCUUCCAUCAGAUAUUAAUUCAUGA
Messenger RNA from Carya illinoinensis, 771 nucleotides. RefSeq names its product receptor-like protein 52. The record is from RefSeq and is a predicted model, not a curated record. Gene Ontology annotation, molecular function: protein binding. The transcript is spliced from 4 exons. Lineage: Eukaryota; Viridiplantae; Streptophyta; Magnoliopsida; Fagales; Juglandaceae. The coding region runs from base 1 to 771 and encodes 256 amino acids.